Messenger RNA from Chlorocebus sabaeus (green monkey), 952 nucleotides. The record is from RefSeq and is a predicted model, not a curated record. NCBI's taxonomy places the organism in Eukaryota, Metazoa, Chordata, Mammalia, Primates, Cercopithecidae.
ACACUUUACUCUUUUUUUCCCCUUUAGUACCUUUUUUUUUUUCCCCCCCCAGGAAAGUGAUACACUCACCUUUCUUUUCCUGGGUUUAAAGAUCAGGCGUUUUAUGUAGAGUCUUAAAUAAAUCAGUUUUGGAAGUCUUCACUGAAAACCUUAAAGGCAUGUAAGUUUUCGAUGGCAAAGGAAUUGUGUUGUGAUGCCAUUCGUAUCUCCUCCUGUAUAUGCGUGCCUUUUGCACUUGUUUAGUUGAUUUAAAAUGAGUUUCUUUUUCAUCCUUUUCCUGCUGCGUUGAGGCCUGAACUAGUUGUCAAUUUCUGACAUUUAGCGAACAUGGAUUGGGCAUUUACCACGUGCAUUUGCAAGAAUGCUCCUCCACGAGCCCGUGCGUUCCUUGAGAUGUAUGAACGAAUAUUUUCCUCUGAAAUUCACAUGAUUUUGGCAGAGUGCUCGGCACCUUGUUGCACUGCUGUGAUCCAUCAUCAUCUCCUAAAGAUGCAUGCUGACUUAUCUCCACACUUGCAUACUGAAGAAUGCAACGUCUUGAUUAACUUGCUUAAGGAAUGUCACAAAAAUUACAUACAAAACAGGAUCAAGAGCAGGGAGGAUGGCAUUGCAAUGCGAAAGAAACUUUUUAAUACUCCAGAGGAAUCCGAAAAAUAAAUUGCAUUUUCACUGGAUGCCUUGGCUGAGAGAAGACCUAAAGACUCUGGGUUGAUACCUGAAGGAAUCCUAUCUUAUUUGGUCUCCAUAAUCCUUUGAAUAGAAGGUGACCUGUGAGAGAUUGAACUGUGGAGAAAUAUGAAAACCCUGGAUUCUGAGUGUUUGUUGGGCAGGGCGUUUAGUACCGUCUCCCCUUUACCAGCAAACCUGACUUCACCAUGUUUCUUCCCUUUGCCUACAGCCAGUUAAUAUCUGAGUAACUUAUCUCCCUCAAUAAAAUAAUUUAUUUAAAUAA